AUGUGGCAGGCUGCCCCCAACUGCGUGGUCAAAGUAACAUCCACAGGAUAUGACAGGAAUUAUGAUGGAUAUCGAAAGCACUGCAAGUUGAAGAGUAAAAUCACUUUUCUACCUGAGAGUUCUGUUCUGUACAAAACUCAGUAUAGGGCUUGGCUUGCGAGCUCCGCUGAGGAGCGGGAGGUUGGGUCUCAGUUACAACGGCCUCGGCUCCUGGUCCCUGCUUUCAGCGGCAUGGCCUGCGGGGCGACAUUGCAGCGGCCCAUGCAGUUCGAGGCGGCGCUGCUGAGCCCUGGCUCUCCGAAGCGGCGGCGCUGCGCCCCUCUCUCUGGCCCCACUCCGGGCCUCAGGCCCCCGGACGCCGAACCGCCGCCGCUGCUUCAGACGCAGACCCCACGGCCGACUCUGCAGCAGCCCGCCCCGCCCGCGCCUUCCAACUCCGGAGCAAAUUUUUCAGAAUAUAAAACAAGAAUAUAG
This is a messenger RNA of Rangifer tarandus platyrhynchus (Svalbard reindeer), 474 nucleotides long. The record is from the annotation of a GenBank genome assembly. NCBI's taxonomy places the organism in Eukaryota, Metazoa, Chordata, Mammalia, Artiodactyla, Cervidae.